AGCUCCACCAGGGGGCACAAUGACGCAGGCAGGAGGAUUCUGGGAGAAGACCAGUGAGAGUCCGGCCAGUUGUCGUUGCAGUUACGUUCCUGGUAGAGCGCGAUGGCGGCCUUACCCUACCUCGCCGCUCCUGCGGCUCCGCAGCGCCCUAACGAGGGAAUCCUGAUCGGGGACCGACUCUACUCACAAGUCUACCUCACCAUUGACAACUCCAUCGUUCCGGAGGAGCGCCUGUCACCGACCCCGUCUAUGCUGGACGGCCUAGACUUGAGCUUCGAGACGGACCUGCGUGUGCUGGGCUGUGAGCUCAUCCAGGCGGCCGGGAUCCUUCUCCGCAUGCCGCAGGUGGCCAUGGCGACUGGUCAGGUGUUAUUCCAGCGCUUCUUCUACUCCAAGUCCUUCGUGAAGCACAGCUUUGAGAUUGUUGCCAUGGCUUGUAUCAAUCUUGCUUCCAAAAUUGAAGAAGCGCCCAGAAGGAUUAGAGAUGUGAUCAACGUUUUUCAUCACUUGCGCCAAUUAAGAGUAAAACGGACCCACAGUCCACUCAUACUUGAUCAAGAAUACAUAAAUACCAAAAACUAUGUAAUCAAGGCGGAAAGAAGAGUGUUGAAGGAGCUGGGAUUUUGUGUCCAUGUAAAACACCCACACAAGAUCAUUGUGAUGUACCUUCAGGUCUUGGAAUGUGAAAAAAAUCAAACUCUGGUUCAAACAGCUUGGAAUUACAUGAAUGAUUGCCUUCGUACAAAUGUGUUUGUCAGAUUUGAUGCUGAAACGAUUGCAUGCGCUUGUAUUUAUCUUGCUUCAAGAGUAUUGCAGUUUCCUUUACCCAAUAAACCUCACUGGUUUUUACUUUUUGGCGCUACUGAGGAAAACAUGCAGGAGGUCUGUGUCACAGCCCUAAGACUUUACACCCGGAAAAAGCCAAAUUUUGAAGUUUUGGAUAAUGAAGUAGAAAAGCGAAAAGUGGCCUUACAGGAAGCCAAGUUAAAGGCUAAAGGAUUAAACCCUGAUGGAACACCUGCUCUUUCUACAAUGGGAGGCUUUUCUCCUGCAUCCAAACCAUCAACUCCAAGAGAAGUGAAGAUAGAAGACAAAUCUCCAUUAUCUACAAAAGUUAAACGUGAACCUGAUGAAAAGCAGUCAUUGAAGAGCCCUUAUAAUGGGUUGCGAAAAGAAAUGAAAAGAAGUCGAAGCGGCAGUAGAUCAAGAUCGCGGACAAAAUCAAGAUCUCGAUCUCCACGAAGACACUAUAACAACCGACGGAGUAGAUCCGGAACCUUCAGUUCAAGGUCAAGAAGCCGUUCUCGAAGCCACAGUGAUAGCCCACGCAGACAUCACAAUCACGGGUCGCCACACCUCAAAUCCAAGCAUCGAGGGGAUGACCUAAGAGGUUCAAACAGACAUGGACAUAAACGGAAAAAGUCACAUUCCCCUACUCCAGGCAAAUCCAGAGAACACGGGGAUCCUGCCAAGAAGCACCGACAUGACCGCAGCCAUCAUCACAGGGAUAAACGGGAACGAUCACGCUCUUUUGAAAGGUCACAUAAAGGCAAACAUCACAGCAGUAGUCAUUCUGGACACAGUAGACACAGACGCUGAGCUCUCCCAUCACCUAUGAAGCAAAUAGAAAUAAUUUGCUGGAUAUGGACUCUUGUCAUUGUGAUUUUUUUUUUUUUUUUUUAAUAAAUUACAUUAAAAAGACAUUUGACAGGCUGUUUUGGUUUUCUUUCAUUCUAUACUUUUUGCACAUUAUACCAUGACAGUAUAUUUCUUAUGGAAUCAUGGUCUGAUGACAUUGAUCUAGAUUUGUGUAUUAAAACAGCUUCUGUUUCUGAAUUGCUGUAAAAUGUUGUAUUUUUAUAUGAACUGGUUGCAGACACUGUUAUAUUUAAGGAUUAUUUAAAGAAUUGUGAAAUUUUUCAUACUGGUUUUAGUCUGCAUGUGUACAAAGUUAAUUUUAUUGGGUAAUAAAUUAGAAAAUUCUAA
Molecule: messenger RNA, 1986 nt
Organism: Rana temporaria (common frog)
Lineage: Eukaryota; Metazoa; Chordata; Amphibia; Anura; Ranidae
Gene: CCNL1
Product: cyclin L1
Exons: 11
Coding region: 103-1599 (498 amino acids)
Biological process (GO): regulation of transcription by RNA polymerase II
Cellular component (GO): nucleus
Molecular function (GO): cyclin-dependent protein serine/threonine kinase regulator activity
Source: RefSeq, a predicted model, not a curated record